This is a messenger RNA of Sorghum bicolor (sorghum), 1354 nucleotides long. RefSeq names its product alanine and proline-rich secreted protein Apa. The transcript has a single exon. Gene Ontology annotation, cellular component: plastid. Lineage: Eukaryota; Viridiplantae; Streptophyta; Magnoliopsida; Poales; Poaceae. The record is from RefSeq and is a predicted model, not a curated record. The coding region runs from base 42 to 1139 and encodes 365 amino acids.
CUUCCUGUGCUGGUGCCUGAUGGAUAUGGAUGAGGUGAGACAUGACACGACGUGCCCUUUUUAUCCACACCAUCGCGCCGGGCUGUUGUCAGCCUGUGACUGUGGCGACUGCGCUGCGGCUCACUCCCCCACCAGAGACGCCUCGCUCGCUCGCCGGCCGCCACGCAGCGCACACGACGAUGCUGGCCCCGACCGCCGCCGGGCCAUGCCCCUCCUCCCCGGCUCCGCCGCCGACACCCACGACCACAACGGCGCCUCCUCACCUCAUCCACUUCCCUCCCCUAACCACCCACCACCGCGCGCGCAGGUGCCAGUGCCGCGCCAGGCCACCGAGAGCGGGACCGGCGCCCACGCCUCCGCCGGCGCCGUCGUCUCGGCCGGCGAGGGACCGCGUGAUCGAGUUCGGCAAGCACAGAGGGCAGAUGCUGGGCACGCUGCCGCCGUCGUACCUCCGCUGGGUCGCGGCCGAGCUCGACUACGGGGACACCGCGCCCUGGGCGGACCUCGCGCGCGACGUCCUCGACGACCCCGUCUACGUCGACCGCGUCGAGUGGGAGCACGCGCACCGCUUCCUCCGCGGCGACGCCGACGGGUACGACUACGCCUACGACGACGGCGGCGACGGACCGCUCCAGGAGAUGGCCGAGCGCUUCGGAUGGGACCUCUCCGACGAGGAAGGGUGGGGCCGCCUCGAUUUCCGCCUCCUCGGCACAUCCUACGGCGGCCGCAUCCCAAGAAAGGACUCCCGGAGGAAGCAAAGCAACAGCAGCAGCUCCACCGGUGGCGGCGCCAAGAAGGGCUCCCUGUUCGACGCCCCGGACGGCGCCGGGGGAAAGCGCGACGAGAGGAGGGAGCGGGUGCGGAUGAGGAGGGAGGAACAGGUGAGGACGGCCAAGAUGGACAUGCUCGGGGUGAAUGCCGGCGUGGCAGACGGCGGCAUCCUGGGGUCGUCGUCGGCGAGGAAGCAGGCUCAGAUCAGGACGGCCAAGAAGGAGAUUUUGGGUCUGGGUCGAGGUAGCCGCGCCGGCGAGAUGCUCGACGAGAAGAGGGCGCCGGUGAAAGGCGGACAGGGCGCCAGCCCCUUCCCCGGCCGGCAAUCAUUCCUCGACAAGGUCAGGAAGCUCAAAGGUGAUGAAUGAUAACUAGCUAGGAUUUCCCAUGGGGAGUAGAGUAGGAUGAGUUUGCACUUGAGAUUGUGCCAGAAAUCAAAACUUCAGUCAAUUCAGUCCAGAGCGACGAUUGAUUAAAGUUCGCUGAAAUAGUUAUUUCAGCAGACAAUUCUGUACAACUACAGCAGAAAAUUUAUCAUCUAUGAUAAAUCGACAUGAAGAGAAUUGUUUCUCAUCAGCUGGAA